AGGAGGGAGAGUGGGAGCAAAUGAUGAGGCGAAUAGAUAAUGAAGAUCGGCGGCGUGGUCGUAUACGGCGGAGCUCCACGUGGCAGCGUUGUGCCCCUGCUUCUCCGCCGCCGCAGAGUUUCCCUCCGCGUUUUUUCUUCUUCCUCCUACCCCUCCAUUUCUGACCACGUUUCUUUCGUGAAGGAUGUGGCUGUGACUCAGCCUCCUCAACAUCUUUCACAUCUCCUAAAUAUUUUGAAAACCAGAGGUGAAACUAUUGUAUCACCGGGUGCCAGGCAAGGAUUAAUACCUCUUGCCAUCCCACUGACAAAAAAUAGUUCUGGUAAUGUGACUGCACUGCUGCGGUGGCCCACGGCUCCACCCGAGAUGGAAAUGCCAGUGGUGGAAGUAAGAAAACAUGGAGUAUGGCUUUUGGCUAAGACUGUAGACCAAUUUAUACACCGAAUGAUAGUUGAGGAAGAUGCAAAGAACAGUCAGGAGAGAAAUGAAGCCGUAUUUAAUGCUUCGGCUGAUGCUGCGAAGAAACUUUACAGAACGGGCGAUUUUGCAGAGUCUGGAAUUUCUAACCUCGAUGUCUAUCUUUUGAAAAAGGUCGGUAUAUUCCCAGAUAUCAUAGAGCGCAAAGUGAUGCGGCAUUUUGAGGAAGGAGAUCAUGUUUCAGCAUUAGUAACUGGAGAAUUUUAUACCAAGAAGGAGCAUUUUCCAGGAUUUGCACGACCUUUUGCGUUCAAUGCGGAGGUUUUGCUGAGGGUUGGGCGUAAAGUAGAAGCUAAAGAUGCUGCUAGGGGAGCUUUGAAAUCACCGUGGUGGACUCUGGGUUGCAAGUAUGAGGACGUAGCUAAUAUAGCACAAUGGGAUGAUGAGCAAAUUGAGUACAUUAAAGAGAGGGUGACUGAAGAGGGAAGGCAAGAAGAUAUUAAAAAAGGAAAGGCCCCUGCACAGGUUGUGCUAGACGAAGCUGCUUUCUUGUUGGAUUUAGCUUCUGUAGAGGGAGAAUGGGAUGACUACUUAGAGCGGAUAGCCAAAUGUUACGAGGAAGCAGGACUUCCAGAUGUUGCCAAAUUUAUACUUUAUAGAGAUUGAUUUAAUUAACUGAUUUUCUUUCCAACAUGCAUCAGUGCAUGUCCAUCUUGGCAUGUCCAUUGCUUCGUAUGAAGUUUUGAAAAUAAUUAGAGGAAAAUUAUACGAUUUAUUCUGCAGGUUUUGAUAUUGUUUCCCUGAGUUUCGUUACAGUCAGUCAAUUUAACCUGAACUCCUAAGAUGCUUGUUUGUUUUUGUUUCAUUCUAUACAUGCAAAAAUAAAUGACAUUUUUUCAUUCCUAA
Molecule: messenger RNA, 1323 nt
Organism: Vigna radiata var. radiata (mung bean)
Lineage: Eukaryota; Viridiplantae; Streptophyta; Magnoliopsida; Fabales; Fabaceae
Exons: 11
Coding region: 40-1083 (347 amino acids)
Source: RefSeq, a predicted model, not a curated record